Molecule: messenger RNA, 2915 nt
Organism: Penaeus indicus
Lineage: Eukaryota; Metazoa; Arthropoda; Malacostraca; Decapoda; Penaeidae
Product: protein CIP2A homolog L-like
Exons: 18
Coding region: 67-2622 (851 amino acids)
Molecular function (GO): protein binding
Source: RefSeq, a predicted model, not a curated record
UUAAAAGCCUCCCUGACUGCUUCCUGGGGUGUUUACUUGGUGAAGGAAGGUGUCGUCACAGCAGUCAUGGGGAGCACCAGCCCUCAGGUCAAGAACUUCAUCUGUCUCGCCUACGAUUACCGGAGAAAAAAGACGGACAAGAAUCUCUCGCAGCUUCAGAGACAGCUGCAGAUUUUAUCAGUGGUAAGUGACCUGCAUUCCUUUGAGCCAACAUGCAUGGAAACCCUAGAGUUCUAUGUCUGUCUGGAGCAGCUGUUAAGCUCAACUGAUGCGAGGUCGCCUUUAGCCUGGAAGGUCAUAAGCCUCUUGGCUCACAUCUGCCGUUCGCCAACCAUACGCAUUGCUCUGAGAGACGAAAUCAAGCUGGUGCCUAUCUUAAGUGAAUAUUUGAUUUCUUCAAAGUUAAGCAAAGAUAAAGCUGGCAAAACAUUACAGUUGCUUCAAGAAAUCUCUUACAGGAUAAAGAUUUCGCGCGCUGAGGCAUGGGUGCUUCGACUGGUGCCAAACUUGGUAGAAAUGAUGCUCGACAAUAGCAAUGGGGAUGACCUGCUUGUACCAGCUUUAACCACACUUGCAAAUCUCUGUCGUUCCAACCCCCCCGUCCUUACCUGUUUGCGGAAUAAUGGAACACAUAAGGAGCUAAUACAGAAGCUGCUGCACAUGAAGAACCCUAAUAUAGACCUGCAGCUCCUCACAGCUGAACUAUUACUUUAUUUGGAGUUGGAGUUGCCGAGAUUAGGAAAUGAAAAUACAUAUAUUGAGCGUAUCUUGGGAUUGAUAUUUACGGCUGCCAUAGAUGGGUUUGCUGAGAAUAACCUCUCAACCUUACGACUGGCAGCAGACAUCUUUGGAGAACUCUCAUCCUUUCAUAAUUUAGAGGACUCUAUUAGGGAGUACAAGAACUACACAACAAGCAUCCAAACACUCCUCAACUUUCUGAAUGAUGACAGCCCUGUACAGUCAGUGGAGGUGCUUAUGGAGCUCCUGUUUUACAUAGUAGACAUGGGGCUCUCGCAUUUGCAGAAGUUGCACGAGGACAUUUUCCUCAAAGCAGUGGCAUGGAUGCACUCAGAACGAUGUGGAGUUCCCGCGCUGCGACUCAUAAAGAACAUUCUAAUCCUUGGUGACGACUCUGUCAAUUCUGCACACGUUGAAGAUUUUCUCCAGGCAGUAACAGCAUCCUUGGAGUUUCAGGAGGCCCUCCACAUAAACCAUCAACAGUUGCACCGCGUGAAUACAACCCUGACUCUCCUGGAGGGCCUGUGCAUUCGAGAUGCAGCAUUCCGCCUGCGACUGACCAUGGUUCUCACACCUAAAACAUUCUCCACUCUCUUGAGGUUGAUUUUGGCCAUGGACGUUUCCAGUAAUGGUUCCCUGAGUUUGACCUCCUCAUCACUGUCCAGCAAUGGUCCUGAACUUGGGGGAACCUUGUCUCGCCUUGGCAGCGAUUCAGACUUCACAUCGUUCGCAGCUAAAAACGCAUCAGUAACUAUAGAGGAGUUGGCUGCACAGUCAGUAAUUCUGGUACUGACUGUGGUGAAGCUGCUUGGUUCACAGAAAGCAGAGUUUAUGCUGGAGUACAGACAGAUGCUGAGCAAUCCAUCCACCAUGAGCCACAUUGUCCGCUGCCAGCGCUCGGGCAAUCCUGAAUACGUGUCCCGAGCUGUGGCAGUCUUGUGUGAAGGAACAGUGCCAAGUGAAAGCAUGACUUCCCUCAUCAAAGCCUUUGAAGAGUCUAACUUGUCAGCACAUUCUGCACUGAGCGCUGACUCUGAGCCGAGUAGACGGGAUGGCAUGUGCUGGUCCCGCUCCCAGGCCUUCCCCCCGAGCUGCGAGGAGAAGGUCAACAAUAUGAUUGCACGACUGAAGGGCACCAUAGAUAAGAUAGAGUUGAAAGACUUGGGCCUGACUGACAUUAUGGAAAUGUAUGAGUACAAGAUGACUGCCAUGGCACAUGUGGAGAUAACACUGAGAGAUGCACUGGCAGCAGCUGAUGCACAGAACAGACAGACCCAUCACUCCAUGCUUCAGACACGGGCACAGAAUGACCACCUGCGAAGUCUCCUGCGCACAUGGGAACAGAAACUUCAAGCAUCUCAGAAGGACAGGACUGAACUGCAAGCAACCAUUUCCCAAGUUCAGAACUCAGCUCGACAACUGAGAGAGAAUCUGGUGAAGGAAAAGACAGCCAUGGACAGGCAAAACUCCAAGCUGCAGAAGGAGAUGUCAGCCUUAAGAUCAGAGCUUGAUGCCCGCGAUGAGGCAAUCCGCAAGUCCCAGAGGCUGUUGAGCGAUGCACAGAAUGACAUCAAGAAUCUUCAUAGGCAGAUUAAAGAGGAACAGGAGAAAUACCAGAAACUUCAAGAGUGCAACCAGAAGCUAGAUGAUGAACUGAAGAAAGGAAGAAGAGAUCAUGAUGACUUACAGAAGGAGAUCGCAAAACUUGAGAAAGCCCAGAGUCAGAUGAAGAAAGAGAAUUCAGAGCUGGAGCUGAUAAUUAGCAGCCAUGAGAAGACCCUGACAGAGAAGGAAAGUCAGCUGGAGGAAAUGACAAGGAAAUUCACAGAGUUGAAACGUAUUCAAGACAUGAUCCACAACAUAUCUGCUGGAAAACUGAUGUAGAGUUUCAGAAGGGUUUAAAGUGUUGGGGAGCAGGUUAUUAUGUAGCUUAAAGAAAACUGCUUUCCAAAGCACUCCUGCCCUUUAGGCAAGUUUUUGCCUGCAAAAAUCUAAUUGAAGAUAUAAAAAGUAAAAUAUCCAGAGUAAAUUCUUAACUUAAACAUGGUAUUAAGAACAAAGUAUUAAACAUUUUUAACUAGUGUUUAUAAAGCAUAUUUAAAAAUAUAAGAUACUGUUUUGUAAGUAAUAGAUUGAUAUUCUUGAUAUUCUGUCCAUAUUUCUAAUUAAAGGAAUGA